This is a messenger RNA of Dermatophagoides farinae (American house dust mite), 1664 nucleotides long. Lineage: Eukaryota; Metazoa; Arthropoda; Arachnida; Sarcoptiformes; Pyroglyphidae. The record is from RefSeq and is a predicted model, not a curated record.
AACGUUAGGCACAACACAAAUCAAGUGGUUCAUAAAAUAUCAAACGAUUUUUUUUUGCUGAUACAUUCAACUAUGAACUUUGAGCCGUAUUGGUUGUAGCCAUAGUCGUUGUUGGAUUUUUUUUUCAAGCACAUCACCUAGCCAUUUAAUUUUUUUUUCUUUUAACAUCAAUCUUUCUUUAUUUUGUUUCUGUGUUUAUUGUUUUUUUUUUACCUGUAGUAAAUUCAUUUUUUUUUUAGCUAAUUUUCACCUGAAAUAAAGAAUAUCAUGGAAAAAAAACCAUUGGCUAAUCUGGCAAAUGUUGUUGUACGUGGUGGUAAUGUUGAUGGUCCAAAAAAGAACGUCAAUUUGGCCACAACAAAAAAUGAUCCAAAAUUAUUGAAACGUGGCCGUGAUUCACCACCAAAUAUGAUGAUGGCACAGAAGAAAAAGAAAAAUUCUGCCACCAAAAUCAUUAACAAUGAUGAAAAUGCUGUCGUAUUCGAUCCAACCCGUACAAUUGAAACGAAAAUUAAGAAUAUAAAAAUAUCACAAAAAAUUGAUUAUUUACCAUUGAAGAAACCUGUAAAUAAUAAACAAGAAACGACAACAAUAUCAACAACAGUUACAAUAAAAGCUGUUAAAAAUCGUAAUGUUAACAUCAAACAAAAACAACAACCAUCAUCACCAAAAAAGAAUGAUAAUAAAAAAUGUAAAAAUCCUUAUAUCAAUUGGCAAGAUUAUUAUCAACCGCCAAAAAAUCUACCAGACGAUGUUAUUGAUCAUGAUCGUACACAAUUGGAAAAUAUCAAUUCUGAACCAAUUUAUGCAUUUAAAAUUUUUGAAUAUUUACGUGAAAAAGAACAAUCAACAAGAUGUCAAAAAUAUAUGCAACAUCAGAAAGAAAUUUCACCUAAAAUGCGUACAAUAUUGGUUGAUUGGCUGGUGGAAUUACAACAAACAUUCGAAUUGAAUCAUGAAACAUUGUAUCAUGCAAUCAAAAUUAUGGAUCAUUUUCUUAUGAACAAACCUAUUAAACGGAUUCGUCUACAAUUGCUUGGUAUUGUUUCAAUGUUUAUUGCCGCUAAAUGUGAUGAACGAAUCUAUCCAAUAAUCGAAGAUUUUGUAUACGUUAGCGAUAAUGCAUAUGUUCGUGAUGAUAUCAUAGAGAUGGAGAUUGAAAUAUUACAAGUAUUGGAGUUUAAUUUAAAUUAUCCAUUAUCAUAUAGUUUUCUUCGUCGUUAUGCACGUUGUUCAUCACAAACAUUGGAAACAUUAACAUUGAGUCGUUAUAUUCUUGAAUCAUCAUUAAUGGAUUAUUCAUUUGUUGAUGAAUUAGAUUCAAAAAUGGCUGCCGCAUCAUUAUUAUUGGCUAUGCGUAUGAAACAUUUACAAUGGAAUAAAACAUUGGAUUUUUAUACUGGUUACAAUGAAGAAGAUCUAAUCGAAUUGGCUGGUCGUUUAAAUAGAUUAAUAAAAACUAAAACCAAACAGGAAACCAUUCGAAAUAAAUAUUCCGAUAGUGUAUUUUUCGCUGUAGCCAACAUCAAACCAUUGGAUGAUAUUUAAUUGUUUUCGACUUUUGUGACAUCUUUUUAUUGAACAUUUUUUUAAAAAUUUUGACCAAACACACGAUGAGCGGCAGACCAUUAAUAUAAAUUAAUUUACCUAGAUUAUUAACUGAA